Messenger RNA from Callorhinus ursinus (northern fur seal), 3113 nucleotides. RefSeq names its product RALBP1 associated Eps domain containing 2 (gene REPS2). Gene Ontology annotation, biological process: endosomal transport; endocytosis. The record is from RefSeq and is a predicted model, not a curated record. Lineage: Eukaryota; Metazoa; Chordata; Mammalia; Carnivora; Otariidae. Gene Ontology annotation, cellular component: cytoplasm; plasma membrane. Gene Ontology annotation, molecular function: protein binding; calcium ion binding.
UUUUACAUUGCCUUAAAACUGAUUGCUGCAGCACAGUCUGGCCUUCCUGUACGGAUAGAGAGUCUUAAAUGUGAACUGCCGCUGCCUCGCUUUAUGAUGUCAAAGACUGAUGCUGAUACACGAUUCGGGAACCCGGCGGAACUGCAUGGCGCUAAGGUUCAGAUUCCAUAUUUAAUCACAGAAAAAAAUACCUUCAAAAGAAUGGACGAUGAGGAUAAACAGCAGGAAACACAGUCUCCCACGAUGUCACCCCUCGCCUCCCCUCCUUCUUCCCCGCCUCAUUACCAGAGGGUGCCCUUGAGCCAUGGCUACAGCAAACUGCGGAGCAGCACAGAGCAGAUGCAUCCAGCUCCUUAUGAAGCUAGACAGCCCCUUGUCCAGCCUGAAGGACCCUCGUCGGGGGCUGCAGGAGCCAAGCCCCCUCGGCAUCAGGCUUCCCUUAUUCGGUCCUUUUCCGUGGAGAGAGAACCACAUGAUAACAACAGUAAUUACCCAGAUGAACCCUGGCGGAUAACAGAAGAACAGCGAGAGUACUAUGUCAAUCAGUUCCGAUCCCUUCAGCCUGACCCGAGUUCCUUCAUUUCAGGUUCGGUGGCCAAGAACUUCUUCACCAAAUCAAAGCUUUCCAUUCCAGAACUCUCCUACAUAUGGGAACUUAGUGAUGCUGACUGCGAUGGAGCCCUGACCCUGCCUGAGUUCUGUGCUGCGUUUCAUCUCAUUGUGGCUCGGAAAAACGGUUACCCACUACCUGAGGGCCUGCCUCCGACUCUGCAGCCAGAGUACCUGCAAGCAGCCUUUCCUAAGCCCAAGCGGGAGUGCACGCUGUUUGAUUCUUAUUCUGAGUCAAUGCCUGCGAACCAACAACCCCGUGACUUGAAUCGGAUGGAGAAGCUAUCUAUUAAAGACAUGGCUGACUUUCCUGUCCCAGCCCAAGAUGUGACUAGUGAUGACAAACAAGAACAAAACAAAACACGUCUAGAACAAAACAAAAUACGUCUAGCUUUGAAAAGUACUGCGGAUGAAGCCUUACCAAAGGAUAUGUCUGAGGAUCCAGCCACUUCUAAGGAUUCCAACAGUCUCAAAGCAAGACCAAGAUCCAGAUCUUACUCUAGCACCUCCAUAGAAGAGGCCAUGAAAAGGGGCGAGGACCCUCCUACCCCGCCACCGCGGCCACAGAAAACCCAUUCCAGAGCCUCCUCCUUGGAUCUGAAUAAAGUCUUCCAGCCCAGUGUGCCAGCUACUAAGUCAGGAUUGUUACCUCCACCACCUGCGCUCCCUCCAAGACCUUGCCCAUCACAGAUUUCCCAUCACAAUGUAAACAGUGAGUGCAGUGCUCAGCCCAGGCCUCCAACUCAGCUGCCUAACUAUGGAGAUUUCAGACUACAGAAACAGUCUGAACAAGCAUCUGAGGCUGAAAUACACCCCCAGCUGAACAGAGCCCCCUCUCAAGCUGCAGACAGUAGUCCAACAAAGAAGGACAUACCAUAUUCUCAGCCUCCAUCAAAGCCCAUUCGAAGGAAAUUCCGACCUGAAAACCCAGCUCCAGAAAACCAAGAGCCUUCUAGCACUGUUGGCGGGCCAGCGUCGGCAGCGACCGGGAAACCCCACACGGCAGUUCAAAAACAGUCUUCCAAACAGAAGAAGGCUAUUCAAACUGCUAUCCGCAAAAAUAAAGAGGCAAAUGCAGUGCUGGCCCGGCUGAACAGUGAACUUCAACAGCAGCUCAAGGAGGUUCAUCAAGAACGGAUUGCAUUGGAAAACCAAUUGGAACAACUUCGUCCAGUCACUGUGUUGUAACCCCCAAGACUCAAGUAACAGUGGGUGACUUUUUCUGCCAAGAUCUUUCCUUUGAAUGUUUCAACCCAACUACUUGUCAUAGAUGUCCAGGACUGUGAAAAGCUGCGAGCAGCGGAAUAUAAUCCAUAUUUCCUUUUCUCUUGUAUUUCACUUGUACGUUUUACUUUGGUGGAAAAAAUACAGCUGAUUCUUACACUUGAAAUUGUAAUUUCAGUGGAAUUUAUCUCCCAUUCUUAAGUACUUCCUCAAGUUGUUAGAUGUUGCUCCUUACCAAAAACCAAUCUUCUAGCAAUUAAAAACAAUUUAGAGCAUUAUUUAUUUAAAGAAUUUAUGAUUUGUAUAAAACCUCAUAACCUAGUACCUUCAGGAUGCUUGUUUUAUUUUUGUAUAUAUCAAAUAUAGUAGGUUGGUUUCCUGAAUAAUCGGGAUUCCAACUGGAUAGUCUUUGGCAUGAUGAUAAUAAAAGCAAAAACUAAAACAAGAGCAUCAGAUUUAGACAGGCGCCGUGCCCUCCGCCACCAUAUGCCAAAAAUUGCUUCUCUAGUGCCAUUGCCAUUUUGACAUUGUACCUAGCUAUAAAUAAUACAUAACUAUUGUUUUCUGUUGAAUGGCAGAGAUUUAUUGGGUCUUUGCACCUCUGUAAAGUGGAAGUUUUGUCAAUGAUCUAUUUAACUUGGCCCAGUUAGGCCAUCAACUCACAGAAUUCAGUCCUUUCAUGUAAAUUUUUGGGUAAGAGCAAUCCACUUUAACCGCCUCACUCAAUCAAAUUAAAUAAAUAGUUGCCAGAUCGCUACUUUUAUCCUGCAUGGGAUAACAUGUUUCUAAAUGCAUGAAUUUGGAAACCACACAUCAGAUGUGAAAGGCUGAAGAGACUGUUUGGACUGUUAAAUAUUUGUUGCUUGAACCCAGGUAUCCACCCUGGAGAAGAAGGGGAAAUGGUUGUUACCAGCAAUCCAACAACUCUGGUAGUUAUUUUUGUCUUUGUUAUUUUAACCUGGAUUGUGAUUGUAUUGAGUAUGAAGGACUAUUGAAAGAAAACCGAUCUUCACUCUGUAUAUAAAAGUGUUUAUUCUCUGUGAAGUGUACCCUUGGGAAGUGAUUGGUUUAUGUACCGUCCAGCAGAGCCCAGCUGACUCCAGUGUAUGUGAUGUAAAACCAUGAGCUCAAAUUGCCGAAGCCAGUAUCCUAUGGAAGUUUUGAUCACCCACUCCUCCUGAAAGCUCAAGUUGAAAGUGGGAAGUGACUGACCCCCAGAGGGAUCAGGGCACGCCCACUUUCACAUCACUUUGAGAGACUGAUUACAGGAAAUGCUCUCU